This is a messenger RNA of Gordionus sp. m RMFG-2023, 576 nucleotides long. Its product is annotated as protein FAM98B-like. The transcript has 3 exons. Lineage: Eukaryota; Metazoa; Nematomorpha; Gordioida; Chordodea; Parachordodidae. Bases 1 to 576 code for a protein of 191 amino acids. The record is from RefSeq and is a predicted model, not a curated record.
AUGUUCAAGUGCAUAAUUCUCAUUAACAUAAUUCUUGCCUGCUUCGAAUUAGCUGCGACGACCAGUCAUGAUAUAGAGACAGAACGAAAAGCAUUUCUUAAGCCUGCAAAUAAGAUUGCUCUUCCAUUAAAGCGGGAACAUUCCGAAAAAAUUUCGCAGGGAAUUCCACAAGACACACGUCCUCUCCAGCCUAAUGCAGAUCCAACUGCAAAUCCCCAAGAGGGUAGAGGUUAUGGUGGUUAUGGAGGUUAUGGUGGAUAUGGCGGAUAUGGGGGCUACGGAGGGUAUGGAGGAUAUGGCAAUGGGUACGGAGGCUAUGGAGGUUACGGAGGGUAUGGAGGAUAUGGCAAUGGAUAUGGCGGUAGCUACUACAGACCAUAUUAUCCAGGUGGAGGAUACUAUGGUGGUUACAGGCCUUAUUAUGGAUCUUAUGGGUAUAGACCUUAUGGCGGCUAUGGUGGUUAUGGCGGCUAUGGAGGUUAUGGGGGCUAUGGUGGUUAUGGUCGAUCUGCUGGUGCUAAUAACCCAUUUGCUGUUACUUUCACUAUUCCUCCCACUACAAGACGACCAUCAUAA